AUGCCUACCGCCGGUGUUCUGGCGCAGAGCCCUGAGUACUGCGGCGUCUCACAGACCGGCGUGGCGUGCUCUCACGCCGCCCACAGUCUGCGUGGCUCACUCUCGAGGUUACAGUUGGACUAUGUGGACAGUGUUUUCGCCAACAGGACUGACAUCAAUGCACCGCUGGAGGAGAUCGUCCGUGCGAUGACCUUCGUCAUUGAGCAGGGUAUGGCCAUGUACAGGGGGACCUCCCGCUGGAACGUCGUGAAGAUCAUGGAGGCGUACUCCAUCGCGCGGCAGUUUAACCUGAUUCCUCCAGUGUGUGAGCAGGCUGAGUAUCAUUACUUCCAGAGAGACAAAGUAGAGCUUCACCUGCCUGAACUCUACCACAAGAUCGGUGUCGGAGCCAUGACCUGGUCCCCGUUAGCCUGCGGCCUGCUGUCAGGCAAAUACAACGAGGGCGUCCCCGAGAGCUCCAGAGCUGCCAUGAAGGGCUACACGUGGCUGAAGGAGCGUCUCUGCAGCGACGAGAGGAAGAAGCAGCUCAGUAAAAUCAAAGAGCUCCACCUGCUGGCCAACAGGCUGAACUGCAUGGCUGCACAGCUGGCCAUCGGUAAUCUAGACUACUGCAGCAUAGCUCCCCUGCUGCUUCUGCCUCUGUCUGCUCCUCAUCCUGGCCAUGUGGAUUGCUCCUCAGGAUGA
Messenger RNA from Archocentrus centrarchus (flier cichlid), 684 nucleotides. Its product is annotated as voltage-gated potassium channel subunit beta-3-like. Gene Ontology annotation, biological process: regulation of potassium ion transmembrane transport. Gene Ontology annotation, cellular component: voltage-gated potassium channel complex. Gene Ontology annotation, molecular function: transmembrane transporter binding; potassium channel regulator activity. The record is from RefSeq and is a predicted model, not a curated record. The coding region runs from base 1 to 684 and encodes 227 amino acids. NCBI's taxonomy places the organism in Eukaryota, Metazoa, Chordata, Actinopteri, Cichliformes, Cichlidae. The transcript is spliced from 7 exons.